Melopsittacus undulatus (budgerigar) is the source of this 920-nucleotide messenger RNA. It is a transcript of the gene BATF, whose product is annotated as basic leucine zipper ATF-like transcription factor. Gene Ontology annotation, biological process: regulation of transcription by RNA polymerase II. Gene Ontology annotation, molecular function: RNA polymerase II cis-regulatory region sequence-specific DNA binding; DNA-binding transcription factor activity, RNA polymerase II-specific. Lineage: Eukaryota; Metazoa; Chordata; Aves; Psittaciformes; Psittaculidae. Gene Ontology annotation, cellular component: nucleus. Bases 201 to 578 code for a protein of 125 amino acids. The transcript is spliced from 3 exons. The record is from RefSeq and is a predicted model, not a curated record.
AAGGUGCAGAGGCUCGGAAAGGAGAGCAGAGAAAGUGGCAGAGCACGGGCCAGGAGGACAGUGUGCCUCCGGGACGGGCAAGAGCUGGGAAACCAAGGGCCAUCUUGGGCAGGGGAAAGAGAAGGGUAACAAAACAAAAGGCAGGCAUCCCAAGGGUACAACGGAAGCUGAAGAGGCCCUGGGAACCAGAGACGGGAAUCAUGCCCCACAGCUCCGACAGCAGUGACUCCAGCAGCUUCAGCCAGUCUCCCCCUCCCAGCAAGCAGGACUCUUCUGAUGACAUGAGGAAAGUCCAAAGGAGGGAGAAGAAUCGCAUUGCUGCCCAGAAGAGCCGCCUGAGGCAGACCCAGAAAGCAGACACACUGCACUUGGAGAGCGAAGACUUGGAGAGGCAGAACGCUGCGCUGCGCCGGGAGAUCAAGCAGCUGACGGAGGAGAUGAAGCACUUUACCUCGAUGCUGAGCUCCCACGAACCGCUCUGCUCCAUCCUGACGUGCCCGCCGCCGCCUCCAGAAGUGCUUUACGCCACACACUCCUUCCACCAACCCCACAUCAGCUCCCCACGCUUCCAGCACUGAGUCAGCCAGUGAGAUGACAACCUGCCAGCUCCACCGACUGCAAGAAGCAACUUCAUGGGGCUCACUUUUCCAUCCAAGGGAGAGGGACAGACGGACGGACAGACAUCCCUUCCUAAAGUGUGUACUCUGAGUGACUUGCCUAAGAUCUUCUCCCUGUGCAGAAACGGCAGAGCCACCAAGAGGCAUCUUCAGGCAUUUUCCAGCUUGGAUCCUGGGAGGAGGAGGCAUUCACAAAAGGGCAGCAACCCCUUUCCCUGGUGCUUGCCUGGGGAUGCUCGAAGGAUCAUGUGGCACUGGCAGCCUCCAUGCAAGUGCCUGGCUGCGGCAUGCAACGUCUGGAGC